GCGCAACCGUUAAACAAAGAAAUGAUACUCAAGGAAAUGACACGUCUGAAAUGGGAUUAUUACGCGCAAGCUAAAGAAGUUUCCUCCGAAAAAAAUUGUUCUUCCGAUCAACCAGAGUACAGUACCACAAACGUCCUUCGAUUAAUAACCAUACAAGGAAAUUGAAAUUCUGAAUCACUUCCUUUUCCUGGUUUCAUUAUUUCCAAAGAUGCGUCCUAGCAUGUUACUACUACGUGCUAAUGAUAGCGAAAUUCCACCCACCACAUCCCCUUGAUUGUAUAAAACACACCCUGGCUAAAACGAUCAUAAUAAAUACGAAGACUUGAUUUUAUGUCAUAGUUUACUGUCACCUUCGAUUUCCCUACAUUUGGACUUUGAGAUUAUUAUAAAUAUUUUUAAAGAGUGCACUCUAAGAUGUCAGUUGGUGCACAUAGUGAAACAAGAAGCGCGUCAACCCAGCUUCCUUCAAGGGCACGAAUAGUACGAGUAAUAUCCCCAUUGCAUUUACUAAUACCGGCUGGCUGUCACGACGAACCAGAUGUUGUAAACACGACAAAUCAUGCUGAUCAGCGACCACACCUAUUACGGCCUGUUCUAAGAAAACUACUUCUAAUGUUAGAUGGAAUUCAGUUAUUGUCAGCAUUAGAAGUCAAAGUAAAAUGUGGUGCAAUGAGAGUUGUGUUUGUCAAAUCAGAUCGUGAAAAACAUUUGUUACGUUGCAGCGUGGUUUGUGACAUCACACGGGGUAAGGUGCAUGUUAAGCUUCGCACCCCCUUGGUUGUUCCUAAGACAACAUCACUGGCUAUGCUACGGAAUGCAUUGGAAACUGUCAAUAGAAUCCUAAACCAAUUGGUUCCACUUGGUAACUCCGUUCUGACUUCAUUACUAUCUGCAAACAUUUUAAAAGCGAUUAUAUUUGGUAAGGACAAUGUCGAUGAUCAACUAUCUGAUAGGCCUAAUGCAGAAGAAAGUCAAAAAAUCAAUGCGUUGAUGGCUUCCCUUCUAUGCCUUGACAUCACGCUGAGACUCACAAAGGAUAUAAAAGUUAUACUGAAAAGAAAAGAAAGAUUUAGGAUAAGUAAGAAAACUAAUGUGGAACUUGAAGCGAGAAAUGGUAUGCAAUCUUUCAAAGAGCCUCGAAAUAGAUUUCAACAAAAGAAGGUGUCCAAUUCGAUUGCGAAGUUGUACGAAUGGAUAAGGAAGACAAGAGGCCGCAGUGUGACAUGCCAAGUGUUGGAACUGGUUAGCCACUUAGAUUAUUAUUGUGAAAAUGAAAUUGUCGCAAGCACGAAUUGAUUGGGUUAUGGAAUUUCCAUAUGCUGAGCAACUUAGACCAAUGGCGAAAGCACCAGAGUUAGAGGGGCGAGCACACGCGUUUUGGCGCGAAAAUUCCCGCCAAUUCCACAGGUAAUUAACCCUACACUGAAUAACCAUUUUGCCUGAAGUGGCGUGCUCCUCCCUCGCCCCUCGCUACGCCCUGAAGACCGACAUUAUAUUAUAUUAUAUUAUCUUGUGUGCGGUUACGGCUAUUCUUUACUUGAAAUGGGUGUGUAUAGGUGAUUCAUAAAAUAAACUAACACUUUAUUAAUCUUGAAUGUAGAGUAUGCAAAUCACGCGAAAUACAAACAAGUAAAUCCUGGAUUUUUUUGGCUACACAAAUAUAAAGCACUCUCAAAGCCGCGAGGCAGUUUGAUUGGCUACUUCGUACUCGCGCGCUAACAGCUCUGCCAAUAGCCCAAAUAUUAUGAUGAAAACAUUAUAGCCGACAGGAAAUUCAAGAUUAUCAGAUUAUUAGUUUUCUUUCUUCUCUUCCGCUUCGUUAUUCAUUUUCCCCCUAUCGAAAGACAUUCAUUUUAAAGUUGUUUUAUUUUCCAUUCUGAUUGUAUUUCGGCUGUCUCAUCCAUCCAAUCCAUUAAUACUUUUUAAUCGAUCGUUUGAUAUAAAAAGGAUAAAAAUAAAAAAAUAAAAUGAAUUGAAUAAAGUGCUUCACAUUUUAUCAAUCAGUUUGAAGUUUUGCCUUUUAGAUCCAGAAUGAUAGUAUCUCAAAGCGAGCACUGUUGUCUGAUACUCAUCUUGGACGAGCGGCAGUCUAUAAUAGUCUCUACUAGUAUUAUUUAUUUACAGUAAGAUUAUUUAACAUGGGAUAUGCAUGACUCACAAGGUUUAUUGUUAUCUUAUCCUUAUCUAAAAUUACCCAUGCAAGAAACAAUCACUGAUUAGAAAUUGAGCCUAGUACGUGAUUAUUGGUAUGAUUAAUGCAUCUUCUCUCAAAAGGGAUAGCAACGGUGGGGUUCCAAUACAAGCCACAGUCGGCCAUUGUGGUUCACCAACGGUAUCUAUUCUACCCAGGGUUUAUUCGAUGAAUCAUCACUUUAAAUUCAGUC
This is a messenger RNA of Actinia tenebrosa (Australian red waratah sea anemone), 2384 nucleotides long. RefSeq lists its product as uncharacterized. NCBI's taxonomy places the organism in Eukaryota, Metazoa, Cnidaria, Anthozoa, Actiniaria, Actiniidae. The record is from RefSeq and is a predicted model, not a curated record.